AUGUUUACUGAGUGGAUGGAGAUGAACAAAAAGCAUGAAGAUGCCAGAGAACUAACAUAUGCAGAGUUUCCUACACAAUGGAGAUGGGUUAAGAAAGAAAAGAAGUGGACAAGGCGAAGAAGAGGAAAGAAAAUUGGCAGGAUCUACAAUGCACAUCCUGCAAGCGGUGAAAGGUACUAUCUCAGAGUUCUCCUCAACACUGCAAAGGGUUGCAUGACAUUUGAAAACAUCAGGACUGUCAACGGAGUCGUCCACUCAUCAUACAAAUCAGCAUGUCAUGCGCUAGGGCUUCUUAAGGAUGACAGGGAGUGGAUUGAGUGCAUCAAGGAAGCAUCCGAAUGGGCAUCUGGGGUGCAACUACGGCAAUUGUUUGCAACUAUUUUGUGCUACUGUGAGGUUACUGACCCAAGGAUGCUAUGGGAAUCCAACUGGGAGGCACUCUCUAAAGACAUACAGCACACACCAAGCUGGAUCACGUACUUCCCAACCCCCUUCACUCCUUCACACAAUAGAAAAUGCACUUUAAUCGAAACUGAGAAGAAAAUGGGACAAGCCGGAAAGUCACUAAAGGAAUACCCUGGAAUAGAGCUACCAAACAUGCCCGAGUUAAAUGGAACUGGGAACAGGCUUAUAAAUGAGGAAAUGAACUACAACAAGGAUAAGUUGAAGGCUGAACACGUGCAAGUAGUGAACAAUCUAAAUUUAGAUCAGAAGAAGGCCUUUGAUGCAAUAAUAGAGUCAGCGGAUCAAUCAUUAGGGAAAAUGAUAUUUGUGGAUGGCUAUGGCGGGACAGGUAAGACAUACCUUUGGAAAGCUAUCACUACAAGGCUACGAUCGGAGGGAAAAAUUGUACUCGCAGUUGCAUCAUCUGGCGUCGCAGCGCUUCUGCUUCAAGGAGCGCCUCUUGGGCGGAGCACCUUCAGCACGUUGCCAUCGUCUUCAAUGAGCUUCGGGCGCACCAUCUUCAUCUUAAGCGCUCGAAGUGCUCAUUCGGCACGCCGUCUGUCGCCUACCUUGGCCACGUCAUCUCGGCCGACGGGGUUGCCAUGGAUGCCGACAAGGUGGCGGCUGUCGCAGCUUGGCUGA
Molecule: messenger RNA, 1086 nt
Organism: Triticum aestivum (bread wheat)
Lineage: Eukaryota; Viridiplantae; Streptophyta; Magnoliopsida; Poales; Poaceae
Exons: 2
Coding region: 1-1086 (361 amino acids)
Biological process (GO): DNA repair; telomere maintenance
Molecular function (GO): DNA helicase activity
Source: RefSeq, a predicted model, not a curated record